AUGAAGAAUGUAAUAAGCUUUUUGAAGUCGAUUUUACUGCUGCUCUCACUCUCAGACUUAGUGCUAGCUAACUCCAAACUUCACGUAAACCCGGCUAGUGAAAUGGUGAGCAUCUUGAAUCAGAACAGAACAGGUCGAAAAAUGGGCAAACUAAAAGAGAGUCCUGGUCUUGGCUGCAUGGCCCUCCAGUAUGUUGAGUCCUGCCAGGGGAAUUGCAAUGUCAACAACACUCUGAGGCUGAGCUGUGAACCCUCUGAAGACAACUUCACUCAGGUUUUUGCCCCCAACUGUGGUGUAGAACUUCCCACUGUUAGUACCAUAACAGGCCAUAUCCUCGGCUGCAGCUCUAAGUAUGCAACGCCAGAGGUCGCCUUCUCAGACAUUCUCUUUAGAGAUGACAAAGCCUUGUCGAUGCUCAGAAACAGGACACAUACUGAGGUUGGAGUGGGAAUGGCUAGGUUGCAUAAAGGUACCUUCUUUUGGUGCCUUCUCUUUAGUGAUGGUGAGACAAACUCCUCCUUUGCUCUAGAAGACAACGGCCGUGGCAUCAAACAAAGAAAAGGCUGCUACAGCGGAAGCGCUUUUUCUUGCAGCAAUGCACACAUGAUUUGUGUGCGUCUUGUCAACCGCUUUCUGGGAAUUAUCUUGUCUUCCUUUUGCCUAUUCAGACCUUGUGGGUGCCCUUUCUUGUAG
Messenger RNA from Microthlaspi erraticum, 693 nucleotides. NCBI's taxonomy places the organism in Eukaryota, Viridiplantae, Streptophyta, Magnoliopsida, Brassicales, Brassicaceae. The record is from the annotation of a GenBank genome assembly.